AUGAGGGAUUGGUAUUAUGAAUAUAAAUUAAGUUUGGGUAUUGGAACCCCGGAGCAUGGACUAUUGAUCGAUUCUCAGCUUUCUGAAGAACUGUACAGGCAGGCUGAAAUUAUUUCUGAAGCUUCCAGUUCUAUAAGCAGUAAAGAAUGUCGAGUUGGUGGAGGACAAUGUGCCAUAGACUUAUCGAAAGUGAAACUAGACAAGACAUCUUUGGGUAAGAUUUGUUUGUCCAUGUUUUACAACAAAACUGCAUGCAUCGGGAUGAACUUGAAGUAUCGUAGUCCUGACGGUUCUUGUAACAACUUGAAACGUUCCUACUCGGCCACUCGGGUAAAUUUUUAUGAAUUGGUUCAAUUUCAUUUAUCACAUUCCUUACCCAGUCCUAGAAGGCUGAGCGUUGAAUUUGUCAAAGACGAUCACUCACCAGAUGACUUCAAAACGAUGGCGAUGGCGUACUGGACGAUUUUUGUAGGCCAUGAUCUAUCUCACACGGCAAUUUCUGUAACGAUGAAUAGUAAUAAAUCCGUGAGAUGUUGUUCAGAUGACCGAAAGGAGCUCAGUCCUCGAGAUAUUGACCAUUUGUGCAUGCAAGUAGUGAUACCGGAUGAAGAUCCAUUUUACAUGAACCGUAUUCGAUGUAUGAACUACGCGCGUUCGGUGCCAGCUGUGCGUUCCGAUUGUACUUUUGGACCCAAGGAACAAAUGAACCAAGCUACUCAUUAUUUAGAUGGGUCGAUGAUUUACGGUUCGUCGGCGAAACGGACAUGGUCAUUGAGGACCAACUUGGGCGGCCAACUGUUGACAAACAUGGGCUGCUAUAACAAUAGCCAAGACGACCCGUAUGGCAGUGGCACGUGUUAUAGGGCUGGUGACAUCCGAGCAAACGCGCUUCCCCAACUGACGGUCAUGCACACAUUGUGGAUGAGGGAACACAACCGGUUGGCCAAACUACUCUCACACGUAAACCCGCACUGGGACGACGAACGUAUUUUUCAGGAGGCCAGGAAAAUCGUUACGGCAUCCAUACAGCAUAUCACUUACGCUGAGUGGCUGCCAGCGCUGCUCGGGGAAAACUACACCAAACUGAAAGGGCUUGAACUGUCGACAAAAGGCCACAGUAACGAGUACAACGAGACCACCAACCCGAGCGUCAGCAACAGCUUUGCGACCGCAGUAUUACCAUUCGCUAAUUCCAUGAUAAGUGACACCAUCAGGUUAUUUCUGGUUGAUUUUUUGAUAAAAAACUAUGAACAACUCUAG
Molecule: messenger RNA, 1260 nt
Organism: Macrosiphum euphorbiae (potato aphid)
Lineage: Eukaryota; Metazoa; Arthropoda; Insecta; Hemiptera; Aphididae
Source: the annotation of a GenBank genome assembly